AUGUCUUGUUCAAAGGAAAAAUACGAUCUUUCUGCAAAACUCAUUAUUUUACUAGCAACGCUUUACAAAAAACCGUCACAUCCAUCACAUAGAAAUAGUGAUCUCCGCGCAGCAAUGUACUUCAAAAGACCAGGAAAAAACAGACGAACCGCAACAACAACGAUGCUAUUGACAGUAGUGGAACCUUUCGAGCUGUCACUUCCGGAAUUGCUCAAUACCGGGCUCGAGUUCAGUGUAAUGCAGCGCGAAGGCGAUCGUAAAGCAGUGCAAAAAUUCGUUACAACCAUCAAGUGA
Messenger RNA from Gongylonema pulchrum, 294 nucleotides. NCBI's taxonomy places the organism in Eukaryota, Metazoa, Nematoda, Chromadorea, Rhabditida, Gongylonematidae. The record is from the annotation of a GenBank genome assembly.